Messenger RNA from Lactuca virosa, 2504 nucleotides. Lineage: Eukaryota; Viridiplantae; Streptophyta; Magnoliopsida; Asterales; Asteraceae. The record is from the annotation of a GenBank genome assembly.
CCAAAUUCAAUACUAUCUGUUCGUUUCCCCCCAAAAGCUUCCCCAAUUACGAUACGCUCUCAUAAGAGUAUAGUCUGCUUUCAAAUCAAUCACUCCUAUCACCAACAAUGGCGGGCGAGAAUGAUUUUGAAGAGUGGGAUGAAGAAUUCUUGAAAGAAGCUAUCAAAUCCACCGAAGCCGCCGUUUGUUCUUCUUCCUUAAACCCUAUCCAACCGCCACCAAAAUUAUUCCUGCCGCCUCCGCCACCCCAUUAUGCCCCUCACAUCAGUUAUUCUCCUCCUAGAGAGUUGUCUCAGAGAGUCAAAGAAGAUAAUCACAGAAACUUUCCGGUUAUGGGUUUCGAUUGCCCAGUCUCGUUGAAUGGAAUCAAUCGAGGUCUCACUACUGCGCCUUCGUUUCCUCAUUCUUCUCGAUUGCACGACGAGGAGAAAUGUUCCAAACAGCAGGAAAUCAAUCAGUUGAAGGUUUCUUCUCCUAGAGAGUUGUCUCAGAGAGUGAAAGAAGAUAAUCACAGAAACUUUCCAGUUAAGGGUUUCGAUUCCACAGUGUCGAUGAAUGGAAUUAAUCGAGGUCUCAACAGUGCGCCUCCGUUUCCUCAUUCUUCUCUAUUGCAUGACGAGGAUAAAUGUUCCAAACAGCAGGAAAUCAACCGGUUGAAGGAAGAGUUGGGAAGAGUAUCGAAGGUGCUUACUAACCUGGAACAAGAGUGUUUGGAGCUCAGGAAGGAUAGAGAAAAGAAUGAGAAGCAUCUUAGAUCUGUACUUCCAGUAAAUGGAUCUAAAGAUCCUGAAGCUUUAUGUACAAAUAAGUCAAAUCUGAAAAAUAAAGAUCCUUUUGAAGACCACACUAUCAUUCAUCCGGGAACUAAAGGUGUAAUACCCUGCAAGGCUGUGGGGGUUCAGACUGAUGAUGAUGAGUUGAUGAUAAAGAAGAGCUUAUCAGUUACCAAUCAUUCAAGAAAGUUGGCAGACAUUUGGGAACCAGGAAAUGAUCAACAACCAAGAAAUAACCUCGUUUCCAAGUUGUUUGUUGCAUGUGGAGCAGAUCUACAGGUCUUAUUUGGUUGCUUAGGUUUGAACAUUCCAUCUAAAAAAACCACAACCAAAAUGGAAUCUUUUAAUCAUGAUCUUUUGGACAUGGCUCCAAACCAUCAUAUUCAGUCUGUUGAAGCUGCAAAAGUAUCUCAUCUCUACUUAACAUUGACAAAGAUUAGUUAUGAUAUAGGAAGAUUGGACGAUUUGUUAGAAGCAUUGGUUACUCUUUGUCAUGUUCAAAAUAAGACGAUUGUUCACAGAUCUCUUUGUGUGCUUCAUGUGGUUUUGAAACACAUUUUCGUUAUGGAAAACAAAGGAUGCAGCAGUGUACUGUGCUCAGGGACAAUGUCAUUGUUAAUGAAAAACAUUCUGAAGUCAGACAUCUGUUUCCUGAUAAUCCACAUCAUCCAGUCCUUUCAAGCUUGAUAAAUGCUAAGAAGGUUGGUGAUUCUUCCUCAUUCAAAUGGUUUUCUUAUUAUCAAACGAUGCAUCAAAUCAUCAUGACACAUAGUGAAGAAGUUAUAAGAGUGGAGGCAGUUUCUAUAAUGAAUAUUCUUCUUCUAAGAACCGAUGCUUAUAAAGAAAGGAAGAUGUAGGUAUGGAGAGGUGCCAGUCUUUGAAACUAUUUCUCAGCUUUUAAGAAAGGAAGCUGGGGUUGCUGUGCAAAAGCAAACUGUGGAUCUUCUUUACCUCCUGCUAAAUUGUCCAAGUUUAAUGUUGAUGUUCUGUUCAUCUUGUAAAGAAGAGGGGACAUCUUCUGACAUUCCAACCACAAGUACCGAAACUGCCCCUGCAUUUAAAGGGACAGGUGCUAUACUAGAGGGUUUAGCCGAUUGUCUAGCUUCCCGUGGAAAUGGUGCACCAAAAACCUUGGUGUUGAAACUGCAAAGGAAUGCCAUCAUUGUGGUGGCUUUCUUGGCAUCAUCAGGGAGACGUGGGUUUGAAUUUUUGUUGGGACGUGAUCCUUGUAGUAGAAGAAGCAAUUUUCUAUUUUUGAUUCUACAAGUUUUGGCAUCUGAAAUUGAUGUAGAAGAAGCAUCCUCCUCCUCCUCCUCCAAGGCUUGUGAUGAUUUCAGAGAAAGGACAUUGGUGAUACGUGAGGCGUUGAUUCUUUUGAACAGAGUGGCAUCAAAUCCUCAAUACUCAACACCAGUUUUGCGUCUUCUCACAAACAGAAGAGGAGACAUGGCAUGCCUGACCAUUGACAUUGCUACCAGGUUAUCUAGGAAACCCCUCAAUUGCUUGUGGCAUCAUCAAAAAUCUCUUGACACUAUUUCAAAGCAGAUGAGGGAAUCAGAGAUUCCGGAUUUAGCUCGCAUUUUUAAAAGGAGAGUCUUUAGUUUCUUAGGGGAUCCCCUCCCCUCUGCCUCCGCCUCCGCCUCUCAUUAGAAAAAUAAAUAAAAAAACUUACUUGCCCCAAAUCCCACACUUUUUUGGAAACCAGUUUUGUGUCUUUACCAGUGUUGUAAG